Molecule: messenger RNA, 849 nt
Organism: Fraxinus pennsylvanica
Lineage: Eukaryota; Viridiplantae; Streptophyta; Magnoliopsida; Lamiales; Oleaceae
Source: the annotation of a GenBank genome assembly
AUGCUUCUCCGUAGCUCUUCAACGCCUAUACACUCAUUGAUUCCACACUCAAGGGAACCCUCCUCAGAACCAGAUUUCAUUCAUCAAACUCUAAAGUCAAGAUGUUCAACAAUUUUUCUGUCAUCAUCCAACUCGAUAGCUUCAUUAGAUGAAUCCAUUAAGAAGUUGUCAAGAACUCAUUCGAAAACCGAUCUCGAAGAUCUCAAAAUCCCAUCAAAACCUACCAAAAAAUGCACGUGCAAUAUGCAUCACUUGCUUUCCACCAUUGUAGUUGAAGAAGAAGUAGGGCCUACUGGUGGUGCUUUCUUUUUGUCAUCUAAUUCUGGACUUGAUUUGGUGGAGGAUAUUGUGGCAGCCGGUGGCGGCAGUAUACACGGUGGUGGGAGUGGAGGAACACCGGGUGGGGGUGGGGGUGGUGGUGGAAAUGGAGAUGAUGGUAGCUCUCAGUAUUGGAAUUCGAACUUUGGAAGUGGAAGUAUGGAUUUGUAUUACCAGAAUAUGAUCACAGCUAACCCAGAGAAUCCAAUAUUUCUAAGUAAUUAUGCAAGAUUCUUAAAAGAGGUUAGGGGGGAUUUUGUGAAGGCAGAAGAGUACUAUGGGAGAGCAAUAUUGGCAAACCCUGGAGAUGGAACACAAGACAGUAAUAUACGACUAAAAAUAUGGCUAAAAUAUGAAGAUUCAGAGCGUGCAGAUAUUUUAUUUAAUCAAGCAGUUGAAGCAGCUCCUGAUGAUAGUUAUGUUAUGGCUUCGUAUGCUCGAUUUCUUUGGGACGCUGAGGAUGAAGAUAUGAGCGAUGUUAGCACGCAUUCAAAUUUCUUGCAAGAGACUCCUAUAGCUGCUUGUUAUUAA